Molecule: messenger RNA, 901 nt
Organism: Schistosoma turkestanicum
Lineage: Eukaryota; Metazoa; Platyhelminthes; Trematoda; Strigeidida; Schistosomatidae
Source: the annotation of a GenBank genome assembly
UAAACUUGUACAUUAUUCUUUCAUUUGAGGAAGAAUACAAAUGUCCUAAUAAUCAAAAAACCCAGUGUUUACUGUCAUCAAAAACUAAUCUAUCGAUCUACAUAAAAUGACCAAAUUGUUGAAUACCAUGAAAGAACCAUUACGUCAUCAUCAUCAUCAUCAUCACCAUAUCACUACUAAUCAACCGCCAGUCAUGACAAUCACAUCAAGUUUUACUGAUUUAACAAAAUUAACUACAAAAAUAUCCACUAGUAAUGAUAAUAAUCAUAUGAAUAUGAAUAAUAGUAAUCAUCUUGGCAGUGGGAGUAACAAUACUACUAAUAAUCACAGUAUCACAAGUAGUAUAAGUAGCAGUGGCAGUAGCAGCAGUAGCAGUGGUCAUUGUAGUGAUAAUAACGAUUUGAAUGGUACCACAACGCAUUUACUACUUGAAAAUUGUGAUGAUGCCUUAUUGUCAUCAUGUAACAGUUCAAUUAUUAUGGAUGAACAUGAAAUGGAUUCAGGCAGUAAUUCACCGAUAACUAUAGCAACAACCAAUGAGGAUCGGAUGACUGGUAAUAAUGACAGCAGCAACCACAACAACGCUGACACUAACAUUAUACAUAACAGUACACACACAAAUAUACACACAUCAUCCUUAUCAACGUCGUCAUCGUCAUCAUCAUCAGCAUCAGCAACAUCAUCAUCCGUACUGGUGGAAUGUCAUCCACUUAAUAGUUUAAAAAAUAAAGAAUCCAAUCAUGAUUUACGUUGGAAUAUGAAAAGUACCAAAUUAUUUGUUGGACAAAUACCAAGAAAUAUGCAAGAAAAUGAUUUACGCAUGAUAUUUGAACAAUUUGGACCAAUUUAUGAUUUGUUAAUUUUAAGAGAUAAAAUUACUGGAAUGCAUAAAGGUGAGUGA